This is a messenger RNA of Gambusia affinis (western mosquitofish), 1147 nucleotides long. RefSeq names its product distal membrane arm assembly component 2 (gene dmac2). The coding region runs from base 554 to 1147 and encodes 197 amino acids. The transcript has 5 exons. The record is from RefSeq and is a predicted model, not a curated record. Lineage: Eukaryota; Metazoa; Chordata; Actinopteri; Cyprinodontiformes; Poeciliidae.
UUGGUUUUUUUUUUUAUUAUUAUUGUUAUAUCACCCAAAUUUUACAUUAAAACAAAGAUUCCAAGUUCAUUUCAGCUAUUCACAUUUAAAAUCUGGCAACAUGUUGGAUGGCAAACAAUAAGUGAAAGAGUCUAUUUUCUUAUUUUAAUUUGUUUGUGGUAAAUAUUCAAAGUUUACCUCUCUGCUUUGUGUUAAAACUGCAGGUUCAACCAAGCUCUUUUUUCUGGUUUUAUGUAACUUUGAAACAGCAACAAAAAAAUUAAAAUUAUCACAUUUUGAGACACAGAGGUUAUCAGAAAGUCUAUUAAUUUCCUUUUCUGUGACAUUUUUUAAACAUGAAAGAUUUAAAGAUUUAUCCUUAACACUGAACUAAGAAGGCUGUUUUAUGAAUUUUUAGUAAUUCAAAUAAUCCCGUAAAAUAGGACAGUUCGCCUUUCAGAGGCAUUCGCUUUGCGACACCUAGUGGUGACAAGAAGAAAAGCGGCUCUGAAAAAAUCCCAGAGGCGGAAGCGGAAGGUUUGUCCUACACGGCUUACUGUUGGACGUUGCUGUCAUGUCGGCACCCUUGAUAUCUUUACGCAGGUGCUGCCAGCGAGCUGCUGUCCUCCUCGUUGCUAGGCGACAUUGGAGCUCCAGCUCAGCAUCUCCUCCUUCUCUCGUGUCCAGGUCUCUUGACUUCCUCGCCCAGCGAUUCUAUGAUGUAGAAGCGCUCCUAAACUGGAAGUCCCGGUUUGGGAAGGACCAGCUCCGAAAGAAGAACUUUUACUAUGGUUUCACACACAAGCUUUAUGGUCCAGACAUAGCAUCUGCCUAUUAUAUUUUAAAUCAAGGAGGAGGAUUUAGGUUUGUGGGCCAGUCUGAGUGGUUCCGCGCAGACUCACGUGGCAAAUUCAAUUGGGAUUUCCUGAACUACAAGGACACACCUGUGGAAGAAGUAGACAUGAGUCACACCAUCAUCAACUACGUAGGACUGUCUAACCUGGAGAGGCAACGUCUGCGGACUCUAAAGCUCCAAGGCUGUCAUGAGGUGGAUGACUGGUUCCUGGCAGGACUCCACACAUUCCAGGACUCUCUGGAGGAGCUGGACAUUUCUCAAUGUCCAAGGAUAACCGUGGGCGGCCUGGCUGCUCUCAGGAAUCUCAGGUAA